AUGGCUAGUUCUGUCGCUUGUCUAUGCGGAAGCAUAGACUUAACAGUUCAACUGGACACUGCUACCGACCAUACUAAACUUCAACUCUGUCACUGUCAACAAUGUCGCAGAAACGUUGGACAGUUGUACUCAUCAUAUUAUCUUCUCCAGUGUAAGCCACCGACAUUCAAAGGGCUACAGGAGUACCAGCAGUCAAACCACAUUACUCGUUUUUUCUGUGAGACUUGUGGUGCCCAUGUCUUCGCCCAUUUGAAGUCUGGCGGACGGUUUUUAGUUGCUUCGGGGUUGCUAGUAACACAAAUUCCCUCGGUUCGAGAAAUUGAGCACUGGAAAACCAGCGACACUGGCGAUGGUGGACUCAGUGCAUAUCUCCCCGGGUCGGAGUCCACAAUCGCAGGUUGCAGGCUCGAUGCUUCGAAAUUGCCCGAAAGCUCCCACUGGGAACCAACAAACCUGCAAAGUGAGGCCAAAGAGCAGUACCUGCACGCUAAUUGUCUUUGCGGAGGGGUUGACUUCUAUAUCACCAAACCCGAUGCGUCCUCCUCGCAAGCAACCUCACCAUGGGCAGAUCUCUUGGUUCCAUACUACAGUGGAUCUGGAGCUAACCCCGACGAUGUCAAAUGGUGGCUCCGAGAUGGAGACACAAAAUAUCUUGCAGGAACCUGCGUUUGUAAUACCUGUCGACUGAGCAGUGGAUUUCCCAUACAGACCUGGGCUUUUGUGCCCAGGUCAAACAUCUUCAAUGCAGAUGGAUCACCGCUCAAAUUCAAUCAAGGUACCCUACGACGACACAAUAGUUCACCUGGAGUAUAUAGAGAGUUUUGCGGCUGCUGUGGUGCUACUGCUUUCUGGCAUUGUGACGAGCGACCAACACUGAUCGAUGUCAGUGUUGGUAUACUCCAGGAAAAGGGUGCUAGAGCUGAGGACUGGUUGGAUUGGGCGCCAAGUCGAGUAAGUUUCGCUGAGAUGGCGGUGCAGUCUGAUUUAAUCCAGCUUUUAGAAGAAGGUGUGAAGAUAUUCUCCGAUAAAAGGACCUAA
This is a messenger RNA of Penicillium soppii, 1038 nucleotides long. RefSeq lists its product as uncharacterized. The record is from RefSeq and is a predicted model, not a curated record. The transcript has a single exon. The coding region runs from base 1 to 1038 and encodes 345 amino acids. Gene Ontology annotation, molecular function: carbon-sulfur lyase activity. Lineage: Eukaryota; Fungi; Ascomycota; Eurotiomycetes; Eurotiales; Aspergillaceae.